GUACCGUGCAGCCUUCCUGAAGAACACGUAUGUAGAGCAGUAAUAGAAGUGGUUUGUGCACAAAAUACGACGUCCUGUGCACAAUAAAGACGGUGCGCGAAGAAAGCGGUGUGCAGUUAUGUCCACCCUCAUGUACACUGGAUACACAGCGUUUCUGUUGCUGGUGACUUCGAUUCGAACUAUAUCAACAGCCCGGCCACACAUUGUUCUAAUCUUGGCUGAUGAUCUCGGCUGGAACGACGUAUCUUGGCACAAUCCUGAGAUGAAGACACCCAACCUGGAAGCCUUAGCGAAUGAGGGUGUUUUCUUGGAUCAGAACUACGUGCAGCCUGUUUGCACACCGACGAGAACAGCGCUGAUGACAGGAAUGUACCCAUACCACCUUGGCCGCCAGAACCACAUCCUGGAGCCCCUUGAACCGACUGGAGUGGCUUUAGGAGUACCCUUCCUUCCUGAAAAGUUACGAGACCUCGGCUAUGUCACGCACGCUGUUGGCAAGUGGCAUCUGGGAUACUGCAACUGGGCCUACACACCAACGUUCCGUGGCUUCGAUUCUUUCCUCGGUUUCUAUCUCGGCUCGCAAGACUAUUACGAGCACAAGAAAUACAUCAAAUCGACCCCUCUAAUUCCGGGUAUCGAUCAAAUGCUGCGUGUCGAAGAAGGAUACGACUUCAGGAAUAACACCAAAAUCGCUUGGGAAUAUCAGGACCAUUACUCUACAUACAUCUUCGCCGACACAGCUCGCAGUAUAUUGGCGACAUCGUCUCCAGAACAGCCCCUCUUCAUGUACCUUCCCUUCCAAGCCCCGCAUGCACCUCUGCAAGUUCCACAAAAGUACGAGGACCUCUACAGGAACAUUCAUGAUUCGGACCGACGCAAGUACUGUGGCAUGGUAACAGCCUUGGAUGACGCUGUUGGCGCAAUCGUAGAUGCCCUGAAGAACUACGGCUACUGGAACAACACGCUACUCGUCUUUCUCAGUGAUAAUGGUGGCCAGAUCUUAAACGGAGGCAACAACUGGCCAUUGCGUGGCAACAAGGGAACUCUCUGGGAAGGAGGGACAAGAGUUCCAGCUUUCGUAUCUGGGCCACUGCUUAAAAAACGGGGAUACACGAACCACAAGUUGAUUCACGCUGUCGAUUGGUUCCCAACGCUUGUGAAACUUGCCGGCGGAGACGUAGGUGGCCGAACAGACGGCGUGGACCAGUGGCGUGUAAUCAGCCAUGACGGCCCCGCAGCGAGGAAUGAGUUCGUGUAUAAUCUCUACGACCAUCACUACGUUUCCGGUGCACUGAGAGUAGGCGAUUACAAGCUCAUCCGGGGAUUUGGGGGUUAUCCCGACGGUUGGUACCCACCUCCCAAGUCGAAUGGUACCGGCCGUAGAUGCUACGAGACACCAAAGAAUCGUUUGGCUCUCUACAAUGUCAGAGUUGAUCCAGAAGAGCGACAUGACUUGGCUGCGGAACUUCCGGACAUCGUGCAAAAACUACAGCACCAGCUGUUAGCCCACGCGCGAACUAUGGUUCCCGCGGAUGACCCACCUCAAGACCCAAGUGGAGAUCCAGACUUAUGGGGUGGGGUGUUUUCUCCCGGAUGGUGCCAUGCGCACUGACUUGGCAUGUUAAACGACUGUGUUCACUAAACGUGCACCAUCAUUACAUGUACGCUGCUGCUAGCACUCCAGAGACGCAUUUAAUUUUGUCAAUCGACGCAAUACAUACCAUUCUGAGCAUAUAAAUAAGAACAGUGACUUUACAAGCCUUUAAUAAAUCCGGAUACAUUCCUAAA
This is a messenger RNA of Ornithodoros turicata, 1788 nucleotides long. Its product is annotated as arylsulfatase B-like. NCBI's taxonomy places the organism in Eukaryota, Metazoa, Arthropoda, Arachnida, Ixodida, Argasidae. The transcript has 13 exons. The record is from RefSeq and is a predicted model, not a curated record. Bases 119 to 1612 code for a protein of 497 amino acids.